UAUGAUAGUUUCUAUAAUGGUUGCCAUAAAAUAUUAUGAUGAUGAAUAUUAUAAGAAUGAAUAUUAUGCAAAAGUUGGAGGAUUAUCAUUAAAAGAGAUAAAUGAAUUAGAAAUGGAAUUCUUGAGUAUGUUGAAUUAUGAAUUAUUCAUCUAAAAAGAAGUAUUUGAAGUUUAUGAAGAGAGAUUAAAAUAAUAUGAAGUCAUAGAGAUCUGAUGUAUUUGAGAUUUAAUUGAUGAUUAUACUGUUUAUGAUUAGUUUG
Paramecium primaurelia is the source of this 260-nucleotide messenger RNA. The record is from the annotation of a GenBank genome assembly. NCBI's taxonomy places the organism in Eukaryota, Ciliophora, Oligohymenophorea, Peniculida, Parameciidae.